AUGUACAAUGAACCGAUGGAAAAUAAAACGGAAGAAAAAUAUGAUGUGACAAGUCUGGAAGCAAAAGUAGUGAAGUCAAAUGAAAACAUUGAAAAGUAUGUUGGAGGGAAGAAUAAACUUCUUCAAUAUCUCGAAAAAAAUAUAGAAAAUGACGGUGUAUGGGGAACUGAUGUCGAAAUAUUUGCUGCUGCUUUUUUACUAAAGACAUCAAUUUAUGUUUAUUCUACAGUGACAAAUAAGUGGCAAAUAUUUAACAAAUAUAUGGACUUAAAGAAAAAAGUCAUGAGGAAUGAAAAGUGCAUUUAUUUAAGAAACAUCAACAAUGUACACUAUGAUGUCGUUAUGGAUGUAUAAUUAUGUU
This is a messenger RNA of Acyrthosiphon pisum (pea aphid), 361 nucleotides long. RefSeq lists its product as uncharacterized. Lineage: Eukaryota; Metazoa; Arthropoda; Insecta; Hemiptera; Aphididae. The record is from RefSeq and is a predicted model, not a curated record. The coding region runs from base 1 to 354 and encodes 117 amino acids. The transcript is spliced from 3 exons.